AUGGUUUCAUCAUCAACCAUUUCAUUUACCGACCCCCCGGCUUUUCCUCCCCAGACACGGCCAGCUGAUAAGCGCACUACUUUCGAAAAGACGCAACGGCAUCUACGAGACUCGGGAGAAACACUAGAAGUCUCCAAUCUAUCCCAUCUUCUCGAAUCAGUGUUGUCUGUUUGCUUCCUUUUGCCUUCCUCUCUAGUGUACGGUGGUUUCAUUACCGAUCUUCGAGGAGAUGUUCGACAAUUCUACGGCAUUGACGGAAAUGACAACCGAGACUGUUUUGCAGGAUGUUGCAAGCCUUGCUGCACUCUCAUUCGGGUCGAAAACGAAAUCAUAGGUCGAGAAAAGUGCCGGAAGCCCAGUGACUCCAGUGGGUAUACUUCUCAACCUCCAAUGAGUUCAUCGUCGAGUUCUUCAAGUUCAGCUUCGAACGUCGGCAUCAAGUCACCAUGUUCCAGUUCAGAGAGUGACGAGUGCCUUCCAUGUAUCCCUGAGGACCAAUCUGAGAAAUCUCCUUCGACUCGGAACAGCCGCCGUAGCAGCAAGAAUCGGCAGCGCUCGAUUGCCCUGGAUCCUGUUGCACCAACUGAUGCGACGCUUGUCCACGACCACGACCUUGAUAAAGACCCAACGGGACCGACACCCCAUCUUCACGAUCAUGACCUUGAUAGAGACCCAAAGGGGCCGACGCCUCAUCUUCACGAUCACGACCUUGGCCAAGACCCAAAAGGACCGACCCUUCAUCUUCACGGGAAUCACAGGUUGAGCAAAGACGUGACUACUACUGCAUCCUAUCCACCCUCAAUUCACCAACUUCGAACCGAUACCAAGGCAUCGGCCAGUCCACCUGCAAUUCUCCGACACGAUCUUUUCGACGACGCUACGACAUCUACUAUUCAGCACAGCAAACAUGACCUUGGUUUCGAUCAAGUCAAUACCUAUCGAGCCAGUCCAGAACAUCAAAUCCAUCAGGAUGAGAUAGUCCCAGGAGCGUUCCCUUCAUCGUCCCACGAUUUGGGCCAAGACCUAGCCAGCGACCAGGCCAGAUCAGCUCAUCCACAUGGGCUUGGAGAGGAUGAUGAAGUUACAAGGAGGCCAACGAACCAUGGUCUACACCAUCUUCACGAGGGUAAAUGA
This is a messenger RNA of Fusarium graminearum PH-1, 1134 nucleotides long. RefSeq lists its product as uncharacterized. The transcript is spliced from 3 exons. The record is from RefSeq and is a predicted model, not a curated record. NCBI's taxonomy places the organism in Eukaryota, Fungi, Ascomycota, Sordariomycetes, Hypocreales, Nectriaceae. The coding region runs from base 1 to 1134 and encodes 377 amino acids.